Molecule: messenger RNA, 596 nt
Organism: Adineta ricciae
Lineage: Eukaryota; Metazoa; Rotifera; Eurotatoria; Adinetida; Adinetidae
Source: the annotation of a GenBank genome assembly
GAUUCAGGUGUUUUUAUUUAUACAACAUCAAAUCACAUCAAAUAUGCACUUAUCAAUGGAGAUCAUGGAAUUAUUCGUACACUUGAUUUACCUAUCUAUAUCACAAAAAUCAAAGGAAACAGUGUGUUCUGUUUGGAUCGUGAAGUUCGACCAAGAUUAUUAACUAUUGAUCCAACUGAAUUUAAAUUCAAAUUAGCUUUGAUUAAUCGCAAAUAUGAUGAAGUACUUCAUAUGGUUCGAACAGCAAAAUUAGUUGGUCAAAGUAUCAUUGCUUAUCUCCAAAAGAAGGGUUAUCCUGAAGUUGCACUUCACUUUGUCAAAGAUGAAAAAACACGAUUUGGAUUGGCACUUGAAUGUGGAAAUAUUGAUAUUGCAUUGGAAGCUGCUCGAGCUUUGGAUGAUAAACGUUGUUGGGAGAAAUUAGCUGAUAUUGCUUUGUUACAAGGAAAUCAUCAAGUUGUUGAAAUGGCUUAUCAACGAACGAAGAAUUUUGAUAAAUUAGCUUUUCUCUAUUUAAUCACGGGCAAUCUCGAAAAACUAAGAAAAAUGAUGAAAAUUGCUGAAGUACGAAAAGAUGUGAGUGGACAAUUUCAAAU